Molecule: messenger RNA, 1929 nt
Organism: Botrytis fragariae
Lineage: Eukaryota; Fungi; Ascomycota; Leotiomycetes; Helotiales; Sclerotiniaceae
Product: putative map kinase kinase protein
Exons: 2
Coding region: 1-1929 (642 amino acids)
Biological process (GO): MAPK cascade; cellular hyperosmotic response; protein phosphorylation
Molecular function (GO): ATP binding; MAP kinase kinase activity
Source: RefSeq, a predicted model, not a curated record
AUGGCAGACAAUCCUCAACUAGAUACGAUGGGUCUUCCGGGCGAUUCAAUCGAUUUUGCUUUUAAAGAUACCCCUCCUCAGGAAAAGCCUACAGAUGAUCAAACGAACGAAGCUCCUACAUCCCCUACUUCUUCGAAACCUCCUACGAUACCGUCUCUUCGACCAGCAUCAGAAAACGAGGGAAUAGCCACCAUGACAGCAUCUUCUACACCUCUUGGUAUGUUGCAGAAUGCCAGAAGACCAAGACCUGGCCCAUCGAUACCAGGAGGAGGUAGAUCCUCGCAAGUAGGCAGACAACCUGGUGGUGGUUUACCUACAUCCAUGGCGGAAAAAAUGAAAGCAUUUCACGCAUCAAGACAAGGCGUACCUUCCCCACGACCACAGUUACCCACGACAAUUUCAUCACCGGGGGUCCCAGCUUCACCUGUCGUAGAUGGAUUACCUGGAGGAUUACAAUUACCACCCAAUAUGCGACCUCCACCACAAAACUUUGUUUCCGCUCCGGUAAUUCCGAAAAUGAAAAUGGGUGGUGGAUUAAGCGCAAGAAGAGGUAUGAAAUUACCUGGUGGUCUACCUCCAGCUCCAGCGGCUGCGCCAGGUUCCGAAUCAGAUAGUGCACCGAACACUGCAAAUGGAGGUUCUAUGUUUAAUCAAUUUGCAAAAUACGUUGACACAGAGAAAGGGACAUUGAAAUUUGCAGGAAAGGCAGUUAUUCAUGGAGGUGGUAUCGAUUUUGCAAACGGUACAAAUUUCAAUAUGUCUUUGGACGAGGUUGAUACAUUGGAAGAAUUGGGCAAAGGAAAUUAUGGUACCGUUUACAAAGUUCGACAUGCAAGACCACGCAUGCGCAAACCUGGAUUGGGUCUCGCAGGUAACAAAUCAUCUACAACGGAUACCGAUGAUGCCGAAGUGAAACCUGGAGGAAAUACAACUGGUGUGGUGAUGGCAAUGAAAGAACUUCGACUGGAACUUGACGAAGCUAAAUUCGCGGCUAUCAUUAUGGAAUUGGACAUCCUUCAUAGAUGUCUGAGUCCUUACAUUAUCGACUUUUACGGUGCAUUCUUUCAAGAGGGGGCUGUCUACAUCUGUAUAGAGUUCAUGGAUGGAGGGUCGAUUGAUAAAAUCUACGGAGAUGGUAUCCCCGAAAAUGUUUUGAGGAAAAUCACCUACGCAACAACUCAAGGUCUGAAAACCCUGAAAGACGAACAUAACAUCAUUCAUCGAGAUGUUAAGCCAACGAAUAUUCUCGUAAAUACCAAAGGACAGGUCAAAAUUUGUGAUUUUGGUGUUUCUGGAAAUUUGGUCGCUAGUAUCGCAAAAACGAAUAUUGGAUGUCAAUCAUAUAUGGCACCAGAGAGAAUUUCGGGUGGUGGAAUUUCACAAGCUGGUGCAAAUCCUGGAGGUGGAACUUAUAGUGUACAAAGUGAUAUUUGGUCUUUGGGAUUAAGUGUCAUUGAGUGUGCAAUGGGAAGAUAUCCAUAUCCACCAGAGACAUACAAUAAUAUCUUUUCACAAUUGAGUGCAAUUGUCGAUGGUGAACCACCCGAUCUUCCUGCAGAAGGUUUCUCCCCAACUGCCCGCAAUUUCGUCCGAGGAUGUCUUAACAAAAUCCCAAAAAUGCGUCCUACAUACAGCGAUUUACUUCAACAUCCAUGGUUGGCUGAGCUUUCGAAACCAAAUACGAUUUCGGAAGAAGAUGAAGAGGAAGAUGAAGAUCAGGUCGAUGUGGGCAGUUUAAGUCUGGAAGAUGGUGUAAAACAAGAUACAUCAAAUGGUAUCCUGACAGGAACCGAGGACUCAGAGGUUGCAGAAUGGGUUAAAAAUGCUAUCGAGAGGAAGAAAUUGGGUCUCAUGGGUACACAUGCACAGCCCGCCUUACAUAAGGCGCCUUUGGAUACGGUUAGUCCGUUGCCGAGUCCAAGGGAGUGA